AUGCUGAAGAAGGUGCUCAUCGGUUCUAGCAGCCUGGGUAUAAUAUCGGUUGGAAGUAUAUAUUUGUUGAAGAUAAAUUUUCAUAAAAAUAUGAUUGAUAAGGAUGUAGUGUACAAAUACAGCACGAUUGCAAAUAGAAAUGAAAUGGUAAAUAGAUUAAAAAACAAUCAUUUUGAUAUAUUAAUAAUUGGAGGUGGUGCAACAGGAGGAGGGUUAGCUUUGGAUUGUGCUACAAGAGGGAUCAAGUGUGCAUUAGUAGAGAAGGAUGAUUUUUCAAGUGGCACUUCAUCCAAAUCAACAAAAUUAUUACAUGGAGGUAUAAGAUAUUUAGAAAAUGCAGUAAAAAAUUUUGAUUUAUCUGAAUUAUAUUUCGUAUGGGAAGCAUUAGGUGAAAGAGCACAUACAAUGAAGAUUGCACCAUUUAUGUCUAGACCAGUACCAAUAGUUAUGCCUAUAUAUAAAUUAUGGCAAGUUCCAUAUUUUGCAUAUAACAUAAAAAUAUAUGAUUUGUUAGCUGACUUAGUGUGUUACUUUGAUAAAGUUGUACCCAAUUCUAGAUAUAUACAGAAAGUAAAUACAAUGGAACAUUUCCCUUUAUUAAAAAAAGAAAAUUUAAAAGGAUCUCUGUUAUAUUAUGAUGGUCAACAUAAUGACAGUAGAAUGAAUAUAAAUUUAGUACUAACUAGUGCAAUGGAUGAAUAUGUACCUGGACAAAUUGGAGCUACGAUAUGUAAUCAUAUGGAAGUAAUAGGUUUUAUAAAACAUGAACAAAGUCAGAAAAUUAUAGGUGUUAAGGUAUUAGAUAAAAUUAAUAAUAAAGAAAUGGAGAUAUAUGCAAAAAUUAUAAUUAAUGCUACAGGUCCAUAUGGUGAUGUUGUUCGAAAAAUAGCUAAUGAAAAUAGAAAGCCAAUGAUACAAUUAUCAGUUGGAUGCCAUUUUAUAUUACCUAAAUGGUAUUCUUCAAAAAAUAAUGGAUUUAUUAUACCUAAAACAAGUGAUGAUAGAGUCCUUUUCAUUUUACCCUGGGAACAUUCUACUCUUGUUGGAACAACAGAUGAACACAGAAAACUUGAAGAUAAUCCAAAAAUUCAAAAAAAAGAUAUAGACUUUUUGGCAAAGGAAUUAUCAAAAUAUAUUGAACUCAGUGAAGAGGAAAUAAGAAAUGAUAUAAAGGCUGCCUGGUGCGGUUUCAGACCCCUGGUCAGGGAAGCCAAAAAGGGGGUGGCGUCUAGUGCUACGAGUGAUACGGGUAGUACUAACGCGAGUUCGUCCACCUUAACCACUACCACUACUUCUGGUGAUAACAAAGGGAUAAUGAAAAGUGAGUUAGUAGGAGGAAAGCUUGAAGGGGUGAGCGAAGAAGAAUUGCAGAACAAGCAUAACGUCGAAACGCAUGAGAUUUCGAGAAGCCAUGAAAUUAUUGAAGACGAUAAUGGAUUGAUAAGUAUAUUAGGAGGGAAAUGGACCAUAUAUAGAAAAAUGGCACAAGAUACCAUUGAUUAUGUAGUAGCUAAACAUAAGGAUAAAAUAAAAACAAAAUAUAACUGCAGAACGAAAUUUUUAAUGCUUAUUGGUAGUCAUGAUAGUAAUGGUAAUAUAAAACUCGAUGAUUUAACUUACGGUUGUAGUAAAUUAAGUAAGAAUCUUGUUCAAAAAUAUGAACAACUUGAUUAUGAAACAGCGAAUCAUCUAGUCUCAAAUUAUGGCUACUUAUCAGAAAAAGUGUGUGAAAUAGCUAAAGAGUUAAAUCUUUUUACCAAAAUUGAUUCUACCAAACCAUAUAUAGAAGCAGAAAUUGUUUAUGCUACUAGGUAUGAGUUCGCUAGUACCAUUUCUGAUAUUAUUGGAAGGAGACUGAGGUUAGGAUUUAUUGACACCCAAGUGUCAAAUCAGGCUAUUAAAAGAAUUGCAAAAUUGUUAAAGAAUGAACUUAAAUGGUCCGAUGACCAGAUGAACAAGAAUAUUGAUGAAGCUGAGAAGUACAUUAGUUCCUUAUCCCUCAACUGA
This is a messenger RNA of Plasmodium malariae, 2007 nucleotides long. RefSeq names its product FAD-dependent glycerol-3-phosphate dehydrogenase, putative. The record is from RefSeq and is a predicted model, not a curated record. The coding region runs from base 1 to 2007 and encodes 668 amino acids. Gene Ontology annotation, cellular component: glycerol-3-phosphate dehydrogenase (FAD) complex; mitochondrion. Lineage: Eukaryota; Apicomplexa; Aconoidasida; Haemosporida; Plasmodiidae. Gene Ontology annotation, molecular function: glycerol-3-phosphate dehydrogenase (quinone) activity. The transcript has a single exon. Gene Ontology annotation, biological process: glycerol-3-phosphate metabolic process.